CUUCUACAACAUAUAAUUGCCAAAUCAUGUAACAAAGAGAGUUUAGAAUCCACAUUUCAAUGAUUAAAAGAAAAAAAGACAACACUUCACAUACAGAAUCUUUUACUGCUAAUGGGUCCAAUGUAAAAGAACACGAUGAUGAUUUAUACAGACUUUGUCUCACUUCCUAACCAACAUAAAGAAACACUGUAUGGUUCUUGACCUUUGACCACCAACAGUGACUUCUAAUUUGGUUCCCAUGCAGAGCAUAGAAAAUCACAACCAAUUAGCAAACGUAGUCUUUGGUUUUGAGGCGUGGGAAUGGAUUACCUUUCAAAUGUCAUGCCUUUAGUUACGAAAUUAGCAACAGUGUCAUUGGAUUAAAAGUAUAUUAGUAAAUGAAAAGGACAAACAGCUCUGUUUACCUUCUUUUAUGGGUCAUGCCCCCUUUCCUUUUGUAAUUAUACUGAAAGACAAAAGAGAAUCGAGUAACCUAAAGAAGAGAGAGAGACAAAGACAAUGAGGACAACAGACAAGGUUACUUCUUUUGCUUUCACACCUUUUCAUUAAGCCACAAGAGUUAUAAGUUCAGCAAUCCAUAAUACUAUAUAAGAUACCAACGAUGCUUCAAUGCCUAUCAAUAAAGUAGAAAAUCAUCUUUAGUGAAUAAAAAAACCAGUCAAAAUAAUUUCAAAAGUGGCAAAGUUUCCAUGGGUUCUAAUUAAUGAGGGUUUUCAUCAAUCAUGUCAAAUAUCACUGCUCUUUCAUCCGUUCAACUAUGUUCUGAAAAUUCAAGCUUGAAAUGAUAUAUAUACGGUGAGCAGAACAAAGGGUUUGUGUUGUGUCCCUACUUACCGACUGCAGCCGCAAGAAGAAAGAUGUCUUUUGUGAGCCCUGUGGCUGAUCUACCUGUUUGUGUAUAGAUUAGAGAACAAAAAUCAGAGUGAGUUCUGUGAUCUGAUUGUAUUAGAUAAUAUACGUUAUGGAUAUAAACUGUCAAGCAUCUGUAGAAUCGACCAGUACCAGUAGCAGUGGCACAGGAAGAGACAAUAAUAGUCUCAAUCUCAGGAAAUUAUCCCAUAAGAUCUCUAAGGCUGCUUCACAAUCCCAGCUGAGAAAGCCCUGUUUUGAACUUGAUGCUCCUCCGAAUCAAAAUCAUCCCCAAAAUCGACUUCAGUCCGCAACCCCUUCAGUUCAACCGCAGCAGCAACAGAAUAUACAGGCGCAGCCGCAACAGCAGCACCAACCCCCGGUGUAUAACAUUAACAAGAAUGACUUCCGAGAUGUGGUUCAGAAGCUUACAGGCUCACCGGCUCACGAGCGGUUCUCAAGUCCCCCGCCUGUUCAACCUCCUAAAUCCCAAAGCUCUCGCCUCCAACGAAUCCGCCCUCCUCCUCUCGCUCAUGUUACCAAUCGUCCCCCACAACAGUUACCAAAUAGUUUCCAUCCCCUGAAUUCCGGCCUCACCGGACGCCCUAUGGCGCCUCUAUCGCCGUUGCCACCACUCCCAGCUGUCCACGCACCGGCCGAAUCCCCUGUCUCCGCCUACAUGCGAUACAUCCAAAAUUCAAUUCCCACAGCCGAUUCAAAUCAACUGCCGCCGCCACAAGGAUUCUCACCACUCGGCCCUCUAGCUUCAUCGUGUUGGAACAAUUUCACCACACAACAGCAGCAAGGUUCGAUACCUCUCCCGCCGUCGUCUGCCAUGUUACAGGCACAUCCUCAGUUCCAGGUGGCGCCAUCAUCGCCAUUGGGAUUCGGAUGCUUGAACUCCCCAAUGUCGUCGUCGCACGGUGUGUUGUUGUCUUCCCCAAAUUUGAUGUUUCCGGCAACGACAGGUCAACUAGGGUUUCCACAGUUGCCGGUCUCGCCAACUGUGCCGGCGUCAAGCCCUAGAUGGAUCGGCGACUAGUCCAGUCCUCUUCGGGCGGUAUAUUCAAGAAACGUCGUCGUUUUCCGUAUCAGGAGCUUCGGAAAAGAAAGAAAGAGGGAAAAAUGUUAUUCUUAUUUACUUUGGACUUUAAGCUGUGUUUUAAAUUUGAAAUGCAAUGCCUAAUUCGUAAGUAUUUCUAUUUAGUCU
Molecule: messenger RNA, 2059 nt
Organism: Cucumis melo (muskmelon)
Lineage: Eukaryota; Viridiplantae; Streptophyta; Magnoliopsida; Cucurbitales; Cucurbitaceae
Product: VQ motif-containing protein 9-like
Exons: 1
Coding region: 962-1891 (309 amino acids)
Source: RefSeq, a predicted model, not a curated record